Plodia interpunctella (Indianmeal moth) is the source of this 1517-nucleotide messenger RNA. RefSeq names its product Diphthamide biosynthesis 2 (gene Dph2). NCBI's taxonomy places the organism in Eukaryota, Metazoa, Arthropoda, Insecta, Lepidoptera, Pyralidae. Gene Ontology annotation, molecular function: 2-(3-amino-3-carboxypropyl)histidine synthase activity. Gene Ontology annotation, biological process: protein histidyl modification to diphthamide. The transcript has 6 exons. The coding region runs from base 124 to 1503 and encodes 459 amino acids. The record is from RefSeq and is a predicted model, not a curated record.
UGUCACUGUCCAACUGUUGAUGACAUGGUUGGUCGAUUUGUUUUUGUCUGCAAGAUUUCUUGAAAAAAUAUUUAUCAAAGACUUGCUUUUGCUUUGCUUCGCAUCUUUAUAUUAACUGAUAUAAUGGCUAAUUUUACAACUGAUGGUAAAAUAUGUAUUGAUCGUGAAGUCUCUCUGCCAAACAUGGAAGAACAUAUUGUAGACGUCGUUACACAUUUUGAUGUCGAGAAAACAUGCGUUUGGAUAACAGAGAACCAGUUUUUAAAGGUGUGCCUUCAAUUUCCUGAUGAAUUACUUGGUUUGAGUGCAAAGGUUUAUGAAGAAAUUAAAAAGAGGGUUGAAGUGGACUUGUACAUUUUAGGUGACACAUCAUAUGCCAGUUGUUGUGUAGACACAGUGGCAGCUAUGCAUGUCCAAGCUAAUGCAGUGGUACAUUAUGGCCAUACUUGCUUCUCAAAGGCCAACCUGCCAGUGUUCAUGGUAUUGCCUAAGAGGCAUUUUGUUAUAGAUGUCACUAUGAAGAUACUGAAAGACAACUUUGGUUCAGACACGGAUGUCAGACUGUGUUUGUUUUAUGACCCUGAAUUUGAAUGUUGUAAAGAAGAAAUAUCUAGACACUGGUUCAAGAACUACCCGCAGAGCUGCAUAGCUUACAUUGAACAGGGUGACAGCGAAUAUAUAUUUCAAGGAAGGCUAUUGAAAAAUGCACAUGGAGAACCUUUGCCACUAGAGUAUUUGAAAGAUUACAUUUGUGUUCAUAUUGGAUCCAGAGGACAAACUGUCUUCAAUUAUACUGUCUCUGUGCCAGCUAAGGAAUGGUAUCUCCUAGACCCUGAUCAGCAAAAAGUGGAACACUUGGAAGAAACAGCUUGGUUUAAACGCAGAAGGUUCCUAAUAGAGAAAUGUAAAGACGCGAACGUCAUUGGCAUCCUAGUCUGCAAGCUGGCGGGAGACCAGACAAGGGAUAUAAUAAGCAGGAUGAAGCAACUGUGUCGAAGUAACGGAAAGAAAAGCUAUAUUAUAUCAGUUGGCAAGCCAAAUGUUGCUAAAUUAGCCAAUUUUCCUGAGAUUGACAUUUAUGUGAUGAUAGCGUGCCCAGAAAAUGAUCUUUACAACAGCAGAGAUUUUUAUAAACCAAUAGUCUACCCAUACGAGCUAGAGGUAGCAAUCAAUUUAAAGAGAGACCCAUAUUUCACAAACCACGUCACAGAUUAUGAUGAGCUUUUGCCAGGGAAGAGACAUUACUGUGACAUAGAACAUCUCGAGGAAGGUGGUGAUGUCAGUCUUGUGACUGGGAAGAUCAGAGAAACCAAACUAGGAGUCAAGGACGGCAAUAGUACAGAUUUAGUGACCAAACAAAAUUGGGCACUUGAAAAUAUUGGUUCAAACCUUCAAGCCAAAACUUGGAGAGGACUUGAACAGAAGUUAGGAGAAACUGAAGCUAAGAUGGCCGAGCAAGGACGUCAAGGGAUACCUUUACAAUAUAACAAUGAACCAGAAUAAAUUUUACAUUUUUA